Molecule: messenger RNA, 288 nt
Organism: Pieris macdunnoughi
Lineage: Eukaryota; Metazoa; Arthropoda; Insecta; Lepidoptera; Pieridae
Source: the annotation of a GenBank genome assembly
AUGCUUGUCGUAACUUCAGAAGGACAACUACGACGCUGGCGUGAGCACUUUGACGAAACUUUUCGUCCCUCAGUAUUGUCCUCGUCUGGUGCCCCACAAGACACAUCUCCACCUCUCAGGCCACUUGACAUCAAUGACGAACCACCUACAUGUGAUGAAGUAGUGAGGGCAGUCAUGGCUCUUCAGAUUAUUAAAGCACCAGGUGUUGACUUAAUUACUGCAGAAAUGUUUAAGGCGGAUUUGGCUACCACAGUCGACACGCUGACACCUUUGAUUGACAAAAUAUGA